Messenger RNA from Acanthoscelides obtectus, 303 nucleotides. NCBI's taxonomy places the organism in Eukaryota, Metazoa, Arthropoda, Insecta, Coleoptera, Chrysomelidae. The record is from the annotation of a GenBank genome assembly.
CUAGAACUUUCGAUAGAGUGCUAUAAAUUAUUUACAGCAAUGAAAAUACCGCGAGACUUUCAGUAUCUGCAAUCACAGCAAAGUGUAAUGGAUCAUGACAUUGCAUCACAAGUUUCUGGGAAUAUCUCCGAACCACAUCCUUCUGUUUCUGGAGAGUGUUCCAAAUCACAUGCUAUUGUUUAUUCCGCGUCUACUGAGGCUGUUGGUACAUCGACAGACGAAUACGCAAUCUGAGAAUGAAAUCGAGCCAGAUGAGGAAAAUGAUUCUACCGACAAAGAUAAUUAAAAAAACUACUCAAAAAA